AGAACAAGAAGAAGCCGAUAUCAAGCAAGGAACUAUUGAUAAUUUAGAAGAAAAGAUUAGAGAACAAGAAGAAGCCGAUAUCAAGCAAGGAACUAUUGAUAAUUUAGAAGAAAAGAUUAUGGUACGAGAAGUAUCCAAAGACAAGCAAAAAAUUAUUAAUGAAUUAGACGAAAGGGUCAGAAAUCUUGAAUUAAUCAUUCAUGAUACUAAAAAAGACGACAUCUAA
This is a messenger RNA of Funneliformis geosporum, 226 nucleotides long. The record is from the annotation of a GenBank genome assembly. NCBI's taxonomy places the organism in Eukaryota, Fungi, Glomeromycota, Glomeromycetes, Glomerales, Glomeraceae.